GCUUACAGUUUAACAGAUCAUAUGGAUGAUGAAGUGGCCACCAUUCAGCUGCAAUUCACCACCCUCCGAAAGAUGAUGGGUGACAUCCAGACCAAGGCCUUUGCCAAACAGGAGUGUGCAUCAGCAGCUCAGGUACCCGAACAACGGGUGACCCUGAACCUGGAAGCCGUUUUGCCACCAGCAACGCUGGACACCACGUGGGAUGACAGCAAGCCUCAGCUUUUAUGGUUUGCCAAUGAAGCAUGGCUCUUCAAGCUGUCCAGAGCCCCACCGUGCCAACUGCAUCCCCUGCCGGAGGGAUUACGUCUACCGGACGUUUGCUAUUGGCCACUUAUUCAUCCCACUCCACCCGAUAACCCUGCCCACCAGUUGACACUCUACCUGGAUGGAGCGGCUAACGGCACCCAUGCAGCAUGGAGUGUGAUUGCUACCCUUAACCUGCCCAUUGGAGAGGUCUACAUCGGCUGCAUGUAUGGAUGUGUUCAUCUUGAGCCUGACAACCCCCAAUGGAUUGGGGCUGAUGCCAUGGAUAACAUUGCUGCAGAACUCUCAGCCAUGGCCAUGGCACAAACCUGUGCUCUCCGCUGGCCUUACAGUGAUCACCUGAUUUGCAUCCGCCCAGAUCUGUCCUUGAGCCGCACAGUUGCCACAGCCGUCACUACAUGCCGAUCCAAUGCCUGUCUUGCUCAAAUAUGCCGCAUCCAAGGCUUAUGGCUCACAGCCAGGACUGAGAUCUUGGAAAUCAGAGGCCACCAGGGCCAUGCCUGGAAUGAACUUGCAGACGCAGUGGCAAAGUGGGCCCUGAUUCAAGGAUCGCACGAAGCUGAGCCCAGUCUUGGUGCUCUCCAUGAAUUUGCAUUGCAGACUCAUGAUGUUGCCUGGGCCUGGAUGCAAACCACGCAUCCUGCACUCUCUGCUUGCUUCCCAAGCCUCAUUGACCAACAAGUAAUGCAGUUUGACUCCUCCGACCUGCGCGUCCAGCAGGCCCCAGUGCGGCCUGAGCACAGUGGCAGCCUGAACCCGAGCCAUGCCCAAUGGACCAUGACUGUCAUUACUGCCAAUGUACUGGGCAAUCCCAUUACCCUAGGUGACGCCAAAGUCUCCAUUCGCCAUGCAGACCCCAGACGACUAGUUGCUGUAGCGAGCAUUGGCCAAGUACACUAUACAUUUGUAGUCUUGCAUGCGCCAUGCCAAGCCACCCAGAGCGCAGACACCCAGCCCAAUGGGGACGUGGUAGCCGAAUGGUGGAGCACCACCAGUGCCAUCUGGAACAACACCGUCACUACUGACAUAUGUUGGCUCUUGGUUGACGCAAAUGCACCAAUUGAUGGAGAACAUGGUUACCACACGGGGCCCCUAGGAGCGGAAAACCCCAGCAAAGCAGGCACAGCUUUCAUGCAAUUCUUAGCCGGCAAUGACCUUGCAGUCCCCAGCACCUUCCCGCACAUCCAUGCAGGGCAGACCACCACAUGGUCUCAUGCCACCGGAAAAAGGAGCCGUAAGGACUACGUUGCCAUCAAGGCCAAGAUGAUGCCACUGGCCACGCACAGCUGGGUUGACAUUCAUCAUGACAACACCUUUGCACACGCCGACCAUUUGCCGGUCGUCCUGACAUGCAAGGGAUGGCAACAGCUCCACUCUUGUGCUCCCAGCUUCCGAUGGGAUGCAGAAAAACUUUUGGACCCCCAGUGCUGCCAAGACUUUCAACAUGCCCUCAGUACCCUGCCCAUCCCACACUGGCAAGUUGAUGUUGACGACCAUGCAGCCAUCCAGGAAAUGCAAAUUUUGCACCUUGGCCAACAGUUUUUUGCCAAACCUCCACGACAGACGCACAAAAUUAAGCUGCAGCCCGACACCCUUGCAAUCAUUGCCCUCAAGCGCCAAGCAUUGGACUAUGGCAGGGCCCACAAGGAACUGGACCAUCCACCCUUUAAAGAAGAGCUCCGGCAGCUGGAGAAACUGGUCCACUGCAAAGUUCGUAGAGACACGCAAGCCUUCUAUGAUGCUCUCUUAGACCGGCUGGAUCAUGCAGGUGAGCUUCACAAUCAUCGCCUGGUGUACCAACUGCUGACACGGCUCGGCAGAAAAAAGGGAGGCAAGGCACCCGGGCCAAAACCCCUUCCCAUGUUGAAGAAGGAAGAUGGCACAUUUGCAGCCACAUAUGAUGAACAGCAGCGUAUGUGGAUGACGCAAUUUGCGGCCGUUGAAGCCGGUGUCCCGUGCAGCUGGGCCCAGCUGCAACAGAAACACCGAGAGGAAGCCGAGGGUCUCAGAGUGACUCUCCCAGAAAUUGACCCAGCGGCCUUCCCAACGGUCUGGCAAAUACAAGGUGGUGAGGCUCCGGUCCAGGAUUACACUGAAACUAGCCCCAUGCCAGCUGAAGGAUUUAUCGACGUCACCUUCGUUGACGACUGUGCAAUGCUUGUCCAUGCUCCUACAAACCAGCGCAUUGAGGAGGUCAUUAAAGCCCUUGUCACAUGCUUUGACCAAGCGGCCCAGUCCAGAGGGUUGCAGGUCAACUUCGACAGAGGAAAAACUGAACUCCUUUGGAAUAUUCUGGGCAAGGGAGCAAAGGCCACCAAGCAUGCUCUGUACUCCCAGGGCAACACCCUCACUUGGGAACAACAAGGUCACAUGUACCGGCUGCACGUUUGCCACGCAUACAAGCAUCUCGGUACCUGGACCCAGACUAAGCACAGACAUGCAAGAGAAAUCUUAGCACGAGCCAGUGCUGCGCGCCAGCAAUGGGGCCAAUUGGCACGCCCUUUUUUCCGAAGAUCACUUUCCCUUGCCACUAGGGUUAGAGUCUUCCAAGCCAUUGUCGUCUCCAAGAUGCUUUACAAUGUGCACACAUGGGCAGGUAUCAAGCCUGAGGAACUUACACACUGGAACAAUCACCUCAGAGGACCCAUCGCACUAUUGAUGAAAGGGGUCCUUGCUCCACAGCGCAAAUUUAGGCACCCUACUGACACCUUGAGUGCAUGGUGCGGCAUUCUGCCCUUACCACAGCAGGUGCACCUUAACAGGCUUCGAUUUGCCAAACGCUUGUUCCAACGGUGCCCAGCCAUCACAUGGAGGUUGCUGAAUGCCCACCAAGGGCCCACCUCAUGGAUAGCUGCCUUCAAGGACUCAUGUAGUUGGAUGCAACAGCACUAUGACAAGCCGCAUUUGCUCCCUAACAACCACUGCCUUCAGUCCUGGAUCCAGCACAUGUGCCUUGACGAUCACUGGAAGGGAAGGGUGCGCAAAACGGGAAAACUGGCACUACACUACAACACAGCUCAGGCAGAACAUGCAAUUUGGCAGCAUAAUUUUGAGGCCACAUUGCAGCAGGCAGGUGCCACUCUGCCGGAAGACCCAGUGCCGUUUGCCACCCCUGACCGGUGGCAAUGUGAUCUUUGUUCAAAGGUCUUUACCAGUACCCGUGCCUUAGCCAUGCAUGCCAGCAGAGAUCAUGGAUACCGCAAAAAGGUACGCUACUUUGCAGCUGGAGCCACUUGUCAUGUAUGCAAUACACUCUUUCACACGCGCAGUCGUCUUGCAGUGCACUUUGAGCACAACACCCGAUGCUAUGAUGUGAUCCAGGCCUGCUGGCCACCCAUGCCAGAAACAGAGGUCAACCAACUAGACCAAGAAGACAGGCUAACCGAAGCCGCCCUCCGAAAACAAGGUUGGUGGGCAACAAAAGCGUUUCUGCCGGCAGUCAAAACCUGCGGCCCAUCGCUUCCUCCAGGAAAUGAUCAGGCCAGUGCACGGAUGUUUCAGAACAUGUUAGCCCGCCGACCAACCGAUGCAGCUGCUUACCAUCAGUUGCAAGGGCGCAGGGUCUCUGCUGCACCAGCAAAUGCCCCGGACCUUCCCCAGGAAUUCGAGGUGUACACAGUGCAGCAGUUCAUGGAGCUAAAUGAGAUUCACGGGGCUUGGUUCGAUCCUUCCAAUCCUGUGGUGCCUAUGAGUGGUACUUUGAGAGGCGAUUUGAUGUCGUGGUUGCUGGAAUGGGAAACGAAAUGCGAUUUAUGCCUGGCUCUGGGCACUUCCAUGGUGGGCAUGAACUCGGAUCGCAUGGCCAUCUCUGCUGCGCAACGCGCCAAAGCAGGAAAGGCCCUGGGCACCGUGAUCGUUGCAUUGCAGCAGACUCAAUAUGACACGGCCUCCUCGUUGCGCAUCUUCGCUCCCAUCGACGCGGUGAUGCAGCUGCUGUCCGUCGAGCUGCAGCUGGGUCCGGAAAUGGAGAUGCCUAGACCGCAGGUCACGGAGCUGCCUCACGUCUAUGGUAAUCUCCCUUAUGACAAGAAUGGACAAAGAAGUGACCGCAGCCGAAUCACCCUGGAUCUGCGCGAAGGUGCAAGGCUGCGCUUGGUCAACCAACAAGGGUGGGAUCAAGAGCGAUGGGGCAACGAAGGUGUGGUUUUGUCACCGCAAGAGUCCCUGAAAGACGAAGGUCAUUACGCCAUUGCAGUGGGCGGUGGCCCGGUUCGCGUCUUGGGCUUGUGGUGGCUGGAAGCAGCUCAGCGUGGUGCUGUGCAAGCAUUGCCAGUCGUCAACUGCGACUGAGAGAGCCUUGCCCGCCGCAAAAAAACGUUUAAACAAUUCGAAUCAAUUCGAUGUGAAUCAGAAAGUCGAAGAAACCUUGCCUUUCUGAAAUGUCUGCUGUGCAAAAAAAAUGCACGAGAUGCGGAAGUGUGAAACACAUUGACGACUGGAGAGGAGCACAAUUUUAAUCUCCAUGGAGAUAGAGCCAACCUGCAGCACAUGUACAGCUGUGCUGCCCUCGGAUGGCUGCUAGCACUGGCGCAAAAUCUG
This is a messenger RNA of Cladocopium goreaui, 4803 nucleotides long. The record is from the annotation of a GenBank genome assembly. NCBI's taxonomy places the organism in Eukaryota, Dinophyceae, Suessiales, Symbiodiniaceae.